This is a messenger RNA of Hypoxylon trugodes, 1053 nucleotides long. RefSeq lists its product as uncharacterized. The transcript has 4 exons. Lineage: Eukaryota; Fungi; Ascomycota; Sordariomycetes; Xylariales; Hypoxylaceae. Bases 1 to 1053 code for a protein of 350 amino acids. The record is from RefSeq and is a predicted model, not a curated record.
AUGGCUGCAGCUCUAGCUACUAUUCAGAUCACUAUUGUGGGAUUUGUACUCUCCUUCUUAUCUACAGUAGCACUCGUGUUCCGGCUUUGGUCGAGGCGAAUCCAACGGUCGUCACUUGCAUUUGAUGAUUACAUGGCCAUUACAGCGGCGGUGUUCACUAUUAGCGCAAUCUCGACAUACAUAUCAAGUGCGUUCCUAGGAGGGUUCGGGGUCGAUUCCGACCAGCUUAUAAUGACAAGACCGUGGAACGAAGUGACUUGCCUCAAGCUUCUCAUGGUAUGGCAACUACUUUGGGCGGUCGCCAAUACGAGCGUAAAAUUAUCGUUACUUUCGCUUUAUAUCCUUCUUUUUCCAAAUGACAAGUUUCGGUAUGCUUGUUACUGCACGAUAUUUUUAUCCAUGGCGUACCUCGUUAGCGCUAUCUUGAACACGUUUCUGCUAUGCCAACCUGUGGAAUAUAAUUGGGACAAAUUAAUACCGGGUGGCAAGUGCGAAAACGAGCUUGCCUCGUAUAUCAUCGAGAGCAGUUUAAACCUUGUAGUCGACGCUAUCGUUGUGGUAUUACCAAUGCCUAUGUUAUUUGGCCUACGGAUGUCGCUCCGCAGAAAAUUCAGUAUCGCGGGGAUGUUUAGUCUUGGAAUUAUUAUCUGCACUGUAACCCUACUCAGAACCCUUCCGAUGGCAUCACCAAACCCGAAAGCUGCGUACUCUAACGUUCCCGCCACUAUUUACUCUAUCCUUGAGCCUUCACUUGGGGUGGUAAGCUCUUGCCUUCCAAUAAUUAAGCCUGCUCUGUAUAAAUUAUGCGGGAUGGGACCGUUUAGACAAAUCAGUUCAGCCUCCAAUAGCGCAAAUGCAUCCGAUCUCGAUCUAGGUCAGAACCACCGGUGUUCGACAGCCGCUUACCACAAUGGCUUUGAACAUGUCGGAGACGAUGUACCUCUAGCCUAUGUCCACACCGGGGGUGCACUACGUACCGAUACGGAUCACGGCGGAGGAGGCAUUACGGUAGUUCGAAGAUGGGACGUUGAUAACUAUCCAAAUACAUCUUAA